Messenger RNA from Sceloporus undulatus (fence lizard), 2416 nucleotides. RefSeq names its product metallophosphoesterase domain containing 1 (gene MPPED1). The transcript has 9 exons. The coding region runs from base 347 to 1255 and encodes 302 amino acids. NCBI's taxonomy places the organism in Eukaryota, Metazoa, Chordata, Lepidosauria, Squamata, Phrynosomatidae. Gene Ontology annotation, molecular function: hydrolase activity. The record is from RefSeq and is a predicted model, not a curated record.
GAAAAAGAGAGGCUGCCAGAGAUGGUUGCCUGCUUUAAAAGGAGGAGGAGGAGGAGGAGGAGGAAGAGGAAAAGAAGAGCAACAGUAACGCCCUUCUCCUUAGGUUCCUGCCUUCAGCCCUGGAGCCUGCUUUUUGGCGGGGGAUGCUUGGAAGGAAUUGCAGUUUUGACAAUGUGAUUGUACAGUCAUGAAAAACUUUAUGGCUUGAAAACUUCUGCUUUCAGGUUUUCAGAAUGGGAGCUUGUGCAUGAAGCAGUAAGAAGAGAAUAUGGAUGAUUUUGCCAAUGUAGGAAGAUAAUGGAUAUGAUUCCCUGAAAAAGCUAUAUCACCACCUCACAAAGCAAGCAUGGCUUUUGCCCAGUCGCACAUUAUGACAGCUAGAAGGCAUCAGCACAGUAGACUCAUAAUUGAAGUUGAUGAGUACAGCUCAAACCCAACACAGGCAUUCACGUUCUACAACAUUAACCAGGGACGUUUCCAGCCCCCACAUGUGCAAAUGGUGGAUCCUGUUCCUCAUGAUGCUCCCAAGCCUCCAGGAUACACUCGUUUUGUAUGUGUAUCUGAUACUCACUCCAGAACAGAUCCAAUCCAAAUGCCAUAUGGAGAUGUUUUAAUACAUGCUGGUGAUUUCACUGAACUGGGACUUCCUAGUGAAGUUAAAAAAUUCAAUGAAUGGUUAGGUAGCCUACCAUAUGAAUACAAGAUUGUGAUAGCAGGCAAUCAUGAGCUGACGUUUGACCAAGAGUUCAUGGCGGACUUAAUCAAGCAGGACUUUUACUAUUUCCCGUCUGUAUCUAAACUGAAGCCAGAAAGUUAUGAAAAUGUACAGUCUCUCUUAACUAACUGCAUAUAUCUGCAAGAUUCAGAAGUGACAGUGAGGGGCUUCAGGAUAUACGGCUCCCCUUGGCAACCUUGGUUUUAUGGCUGGGGCUUUAAUCUUCCACGAGGUCAAGCACUCUUAGAGAAAUGGAACCUAAUUCCAGAUGGGAUAGAUAUUCUAAUAACUCACGGACCACCUCUUGGUUUCUUAGACUGGGUUCCUAAGAAAAUGCAACGAGUGGGAUGUGUUGAACUGUUGAAUACAGUCCAGAGACGAAUACAACCACGUCUUCAUGUUUUUGGACACAUUCAUGAAGGUUAUGGAGUUAUGGCUGAUGGAACUACCACCUAUGUGAAUGCAUCUGUUUGUACAGUGAAUUACCAGCCACUCAACCCACCUAUAGUUAUUGAUUUACCGAAUCCAAGGAAUACAUGAUUAUUAAAGGACACGGAUAUGAAGCCCACAAUCUACUCACAACAUUAGCAGUGGUCUGCUACUAGCCAACAUGAUUACUGAACCUAUAUUAAAUUAUCAAAAUAUUUUUCUUCUUUCUUUAUGGACAAACUGGAAAGGUGAGAAUGGACAGAUAGCAUAAAUAUUUGGUAGCACAGCCUUCUGGAAGUACUUUAAUGGAGCUAGCAUUUCACUGAUUUGAAGUAACUUUUUAAUGAAACAAAGGGGGUAUGCUUUCCACAUUAUAUAGAGAUACACUGGUGCAUUUUGUAUAUUCUGUAUGUUAUACUGAACUUACUGAAAAGACAUGACUGUUCAGCAAAUUGAUUAUGAAUGUUUAUAGUUUUAUUUGUGUAAUGCUAAAUAACAGCAUUUGCUUAUGUUAAAAAUGGCUGCACAGGCCCAUCACGUGGACAGAUGUAGGUGUGCCAUGUUCUUUGAAGUAAUAUGGCACGUAUAGCACAGUACCUUAAAUAUUUGAGAGGCAAAAGGAAGCAAAAUUGUUGUUCUACCUUCUUUUCAAAUUUAAAAUCUUCCAAAAAUAUUUUUCGGGGGGGAAACCCAAAAAUGUGUAGAAAUUCUCCUUUUGCUUUUCACAUUGGAAGAGUUAAGGAAUAACUGGGCUGAUUACUGAAAUGCUGCACACUGCAGAAAAAUCAGAAAAAGCGGCAAUUCAGAUGGAAACUCAGGAAUAUCACCACUACCCUGGCUAAAUUCAGUUGCAAGUCCAACUAGAAUAAAUGAAAUAUAUCAAUGGGAUUUACAUAGGUGCUGAUAUAACAUUUACCAUUUAAUACAAUGGAUGUAAUUGGGACUAACAAUUGUAUUUACCCAAAGAAUUUUGCUCUCGUAAAACUUAAUUCUGUAACUUUAUGAUGCAGUUUUUAUGGUAUUGGGUUCAUGCAUCAGUCAUGUGUUCAUUCCAGUUUCUUCAUUUUUAAAAUUCUUUGGCAGUGUACAGAAUCUGCACCAACUCAUAACUGAUAACAGAUCUAUGUCAGCUCUGCUGUUGCUUUUCAUUAGCAUUUUUUAUUGGGGAGAAUAACAUUUUUAUUAUGUCAGAUAUGGCCUUUUCAUAACCCAAGCAUGGAACUUCACUUGAAUACGGUAACGAAGGACUGCAGGAAAAGAGGUUGCACCUCA